UCCCGGCGUGUUCGGGAGAGCGCAGCAGCGGCGGUCGCCUCCCGCUGUCUAGUCGUCAGUCGCGCCGGCGACGCGUUCUCUCCCGGUGAGGCCGCGCCAGUGGUGCCCUGCGAGCAACGCCGCUGCAGCGUCGGGCGCUGAACGACCGUCUUGUUCUUCGCUCGAGCAGACGACGGCGAUGCCGGCGGCCUGUCGGAAGCUCAUAGGACGACGAGGUUGCUAUUCGUGCUGCCAUGGCCGCUGGUCUUUGGUCUCGUAGUGUAGCGUCGGGGCCGACGUGCCGCGAUGGCCCUGGACCGGUCACCGUCGCGCCGAGGCGGCAGCGUGGUGCGGCGGCAGCGAAGGCUGGCCGCGUCGCCGCCGUCAUCCGAGGGAAGCAAGUGCCGCUCGUGCUGCCGCAAGUUCGCCGCAUUCCUCUUCUCGCACGUGGGUUUGUGCGCGCUCGUGGUCGGCUACAGUGUGCUCGGUGCGUUCGCCUUCCGCGCCCUCGAAGGGCCCUACGAGGUGCGCAAGGCGAGCCAAGUGCGCGCCCUGCGCGAGCAGACCGUUAGCCGGCUGUGGGACGUGACGGCGGCACUCAACGUGCUCUACAAGGACAACUGGACCGCAGCCGUCAACGAGCACAUCCGCGAGUUUCAGCUCAGGCUGGUGGCCGCCGUCAAGGACGGCUACGAUGGCAAGGAGUCUGGCCGCGAGCAGCAGUGGUCUUUCUCCGGGGCCUUCCUCUACUCGCUUACCGUCAUCACCACCAUAGGAUACGGGAACAUCGCUCCCAAAACCAACUGGGGCAAGAUUGUGACCAUCUUGUACGCCAUCGUAGGCAUCCCUCUGAUGCUUCUGUACCUGACCAAUAUCGGCGACAUCCUGGCCAAGGCGUUCAAGUACGUGUACCGGCGCCUGUGCAGCUGCGACCACCGCGGGGCCGACUCGUCCAGCCGCCGCGCGCAGGCGGCCUCGUACUACGGAUCCUCGACGAGGAGAGCAGCGGGGGGUGCCCACUGCCGCGUCAACCAUAUCGCACUUGAGGACGGUCUGCUCACGGGAGAGGCCAUCAAUGGAUUCGCGGCCCCGGACCGCAUCGGACAGGACGCCAAGCUCGACGCUUACGUGGACCCUUUCCUAGAUGACUUGGAGGAGCGGCCGCGGGUGACGGUGCCCAUCCUGCUGUGCAUGACCAUCAUCGGCGGCUACAUCUGUGGCGGAGCAGUGCUCUUCUCUGUGUGGGAAGAAUGGAACUACCUUGACGGCUCGUACUUCUGUUUCGUUACACUGAGCACCAUCGGCUUCGGCGACCUGGUGCCAGGGGACACGGUCGUCUCGGACAGCGGCUCCCAGGAGAAGCUCGUCAUCUGCUCGCUGUACCUGCUUGUGGGACUUGCGCUGAUCGCCAUGUGCUUCAACCUCGUGCAAGAGGAAGUGGUGCACAAACUGCGCGCCCUGGGCCGCCGCCUCGGCGUGGUGAGCGACUCUGACGUCGAUUCGGACUCGGAAUGACGUCGGCGCCGUAGCCACUGCCGACGUCGUGGUCUCGCAGGUGUAGUGCAGUACGUCGAGGUGCCCCUGAGCACGCUUAUGAGGACGCGCGUGAGGAGAGUGCGGGCGAGGUCCCGCUGCGCUCCCCAGGUGGCCGAAGAAGAACCGGAGGGUCAGCAGGCGGCGGCCUCGUCGUCUGACGCGACUGGUGGGGGAGACUGACGACCAGCGAGCGGCGCACUCACCUACGACUCUCUCGGCACUGUGCACAAAGUAGCGAGUGUCUUAAGGAGUACGGCCGCCCAUUUGCACGCUUCACUGCUCGUGUGCUCUUACCCGCUCCGUCGCGGCUUGUGGAAGGAGGCGCGAGGAACCGUUCCCGAAGUUUUGAGAGCCUCGAAGUAUUAUCGGUUUUCAUUCAUCUCGCACUGUUUGAUUCGGGCUUAAGCGCUUUCCGCGCCGCUCGGCAACUUUUCGAACACGUAGACGCGUAUUGGCGCAUCGCUGAACUUCAUUUGAAUUUACUCUUCGAGGUGUUGCUCUCGCCACAGUCGAAACUUCCUAGGCAUUUGCACUGCUUCGCAUUGCAGUGCACAAUACGGCAUUUGUUGACUUCUGCGGCACUCAGUGAAGGCCGCGGUUAAAGCGCUGCAGUGUAAAUCAUUGGGGAGCACCCGUGGGAUUUUUUUAUUUGCAUAUCAAGAGGCCAUGCACAGCUUUUACUGCAGGAAGCACGUGAGCGCUAGUAACUUCGAACACAGUGCCGAAGAGUGUCAAUAUGAGCGCGUUGUGAAGCUUAUUUUAGGGUACUCUCACUGGCCCGAGACACUAGAAAGGCGCAAGGUGGCUCGCUCUUAGUCUAAGCGUAAUGGCGCCGGGAGGAGUGUCGGGCACGUGCACUAGCAUCAUUGCACAUGAGCCUACCAUGCGUCGACAGCCAAUGGCAGCAAACCUCUCAAAGACUGUACAAAUUUUCGACUGCUCAUGCUAGCAAUGUGGACGCCAUACUUUUCAGACAUGCGACCGGGCGAGUGUCUCAGGACAAGAGCAUGCCGCCUGGGUCGUAAACAUUUCUCAGAAGCACAGUGUUUGGAAGCUUUGCGUUUUCACCUGGAUGUUCGCGCCAAUUACAAGCAAUCCUUGAAUACGCCCAUGACCGAAUGGACGCUCGAACUUCGUACCCUGCAAGUACCAGGUCGCAGUGCUCUGUUAUGAUUACUCUUGGCCGUACGGAGAAUUAAACCAAACCUGAAGGCCCGUUUUCUUUAAUAACCAAUCGACCUUGCAUUUGCGUAAUCACGAUGAUACCCAUUGAAGUGAGAAUCGUGCUACGAGUUUUGUAAACAAAAAAAUUAACAUGUGUCUCGAAAAUCGCCUAGGUGCGACAAUAUGAAUACAUAGAUGAGCCAACUGUAAGCGAUGAUGGGGCAAGAGAGACCGUCCGUUGCGUGAGUAAGAGAUCUCCACUACUGAGCCGACAUAGAUCGGCAGCGUUUUUACCGGAACGACUGCAGAGAUAGUUGUCGGGGCGCAAGAAUCAAUGCAGGGAGCUUCACAGUACCUCAAGAUAUUUUUACGACUUUCUUGUGCCUGUAGCACUGUUUCAGCAAAGACUGUCUCCGCUGAAGGUUAAAAGGUAUUUUAUGGCAUGCAAAAAAGAAUAGAGGAAGGUAUUGGUUAGAAAGGACACAAACAUUUUUUCUUCACACACUACAUCUACUGUCCCGAGUCCUUGGCGCUAUUUCCGCUGUGCUGCUUAUCGAAAUAUGACAGUAUUGUUCCGGAACAUUGUGAAUCACGUAACGUCUAGCCGUUAAUCCUGCGAGCACAAGCAGAGCUCCGGGUCGGUAUGUUUUUUAUCUCAGAAAGAAGCUAAUUUUCUUUUAGUACAGUGUUCAUCUGCUCCCACAAUGCCAAGCCGCUUUUCUUAAAAACGUAUAUGUUACGGUUGGUGAGGUAUGCUACGUUGCCAUGACAUAAAUACCAUCCCUUGUGAUCUCUAUCAAAAUCUUUACUGAAGAGUAGCAAUAAGCACAGGGCAUUCAUUUUUUCAGAUGUCGCCUAUAUUCUGUGCUACGUUGAUGGAACACCACUUGUGAACAAUACCGUCGCCUGCGAAAACUGUGAGUUAACGUACUUUAAAAUAGUGAAAGUAAGAAAUUUCGCUACACCUUGGCGAAUGUGUGCUUUGGCCCAUGCGCAGACACUCACAUCCUGGCACUCCGUGCGGCAGUUACCAGGGUUGAAUGUCGGGGAAGGAACACUGAAAGGGCGUUAUUAAUUGGCAAUUACUAUCAAAUUGUUUCUUGUGUGUGUCGCAAUAGCUCAAGAAGAAGCCAUAGCUGAAGGAUGCCUACCGAUACGGUUGAGUUUGGCGCAUAGCUACAUUUUAUAGUAGAAUGCUUGUGCCAGUGUGGAGUGGGAGGAGGCAGGGGCUUGCAUACUUGUCUGGUCCAGCUCACAAGGGAAGAAAGAGGUCUUGUAACCCGUAUUACAAGCAACUGCAUGUGGUAGUGUCUGCUCUUAAAGCUGUCCUGAAAUAAACAAAUCUUUCCGUGGCAGCUUAUCCAGCACCUGUCUUCUUCAUAAGGCGUAAAGCGACUUGGCAAUUGGUUCAAAGAAAGUUUUCUUGAUGUUUUAAACUUUCUGCGUGGAUCGUAAGCUUCUCCUCCUAUGCUGUUGUACAGGUGAGAGCGCUGCCGAAGGACAAAUUCUGUUUUUAGGGUUGGGAACUAACGACAUAAAACAAUCGUCGCAAAAUUCAACAGAUUAAGGCAGUAUAUGAUGUUAAUGCACUUAAGGGUCUCCAGUGAACGAAUAAAAAUGUGAAUGCUGGUCUAAUAA
Messenger RNA from Dermacentor albipictus, 4317 nucleotides. RefSeq names its product TWiK family of potassium channels protein 7-like. Gene Ontology annotation, biological process: potassium ion transmembrane transport; stabilization of membrane potential. The record is from RefSeq and is a predicted model, not a curated record. Gene Ontology annotation, cellular component: plasma membrane. Gene Ontology annotation, molecular function: outward rectifier potassium channel activity; potassium ion leak channel activity. Lineage: Eukaryota; Metazoa; Arthropoda; Arachnida; Ixodida; Ixodidae.